AUGAAAGUAUUGUUCAUGUAUAGCGUUGUAGCAGGAUACUAUUUGUUUGUUGCAGAACCAUACAGCUGUAUUGGAAUCCGUGCAUGCUCGUCCCUACAGGAACCAUCUCGACGUCUUGAUCUCCAUAACAGUCAUAUUUCCGCCCUUCCUUCUAAUGUUUUCGAUGGACUUGUUGAUCUUGUUUUUCUCGACCUAUCCUACAAUAACAUUUCAAUUUUACGUCCAGAUGUUUUCAAUGGACUAUUAAGUCUUACUCAUAUAAAUCUGUCCUUUAAUAACAUUAGCUCUCUCUCCUAUAAGGCGUUCAGGGGAUUGACGAACCUUACUCAUCUUAACCUGAACAGAAAUAAUAUCGGCUUUCUUCCUCAAAAUGUGUUCAAAGGACUGUUGAAUCUUGCUGCUCUCAACUUGCAUGAUAAUGAGAUAGCUGAUCUUCCAUAUAAAGUAUUUGAUGAUGUUUCCUCACUAACUUAUCUCUACCUCGGUUUGAACAACAUACCAACCAUUCGAUCCAUGGUGUUCAAGGAACUAUCUGAACUGACUUAUCUCGACUUGUCCGAAAAUAAGAUAACAAUUCUGAAUCAAAAUGCGUUCAGAGGACUGUCGAAUCUUUCUACUCUCUACCUGGAUGGCAACGAAGUAACGAAUCUUCAAAACAACGUGUUUGAUGAGCUUUCCUCUCUAGAUACUCUCACCUUGGACAGAAAUAAGUUAGCAAGUCUCCCGGAUAAUAUAUUUCGUGAAGUUUCUAAACUUACUCUCCUUCAACUUGCUUAUAAUAACUUAGUAACUUUCCCAUCUGAUGUGUUCAAUGGUUUGUCUGAACUAAGAUAUCUUUUUCUUAACAACAAUGAUAUCACGGUUCUGCCACACAAUGUCUUCGGAGAACUACCUAAUCUUACAUAUCUCGACUUGUCCGAUAAUAAGAUAGUGAUAAUACCAAUUAAUCUAUUUAUGGGACUGUCUAAGCUUAUUUUCCUAUACAUGCACCAUAACAAAAUCGAUAACCUCUCCUACGGUGUAUUUUCUAGAAUGGGUGUAGAUGGCAAACGAUAUAACUGGGACAAUAAGUCCACAGUUGAAUCUGCUCCGCCUAACAACAUUCAAAAUCUGGACAUAUCCUACAAUAGAUUGACACAUUUACCACGUUUACCGGAUAACCUUUCACAUCUAAACAUCAUCGGUAACAAUAUAGAUGUGACAGAACGUAUGUUUGAGGAUUUGGAUAAUCUGAAGAUGUUGUUCACUGAUAUCCCCUUUAUGUGUUGUGUUAAGCCACCUUCAGUUGAUGACAAUAACUGCUUUAAAACAAAGUAUUCAUUAUUGCAAUGCAGGAAUUAUCCGGAUCAUUGUAAACCAGAAAAUGAUGCGAUAUCAUCUUGUUUUGCCCUGAUAGGUUCGACAUUACAAAAAGUUUGUCUUUGGAUAAUAGGAAUGUGUUCUUUAAUUGGAAACUUAGCCGUAAUAGUGUAUAGACUUCACAUCGACAAAGAUAAUAUUACAACGAACUAUUCGCUCUUCACUGUGAAUUUAGCCAUGUCUGAUUUACUUAUGGGUGUUUAUCUAUUCAUAAUAGGAGUUAUUGAUGUUUAUUACGAUGGUGUAUACGCCUGGAACAACAAUAGAUGGAGGAACAGCGUUUUGUGUACAACAGCAGGUAUCUUGUCGAGUGUGUCAAGUGAGAUGUCGACAUUCCUGAUAUUAAUGGUUACCAUUGACAGAUUAAUUGCCAUCAUGUUCCCUCUGUCCCGUCUCUCUCGGUGGAGAAAUUCCCAUAAACUGUCAUUACUUGUGUUAGUUUCCUUAUGGAUAGUUUCAAUCAUUCUUGCAACCAUCCCUAUUGUAGCUAGUCAGUCUUACUUCAAAGGGGAAUUCUACUCUCAGUCGAGUGUUUGUCUUGGCCUUCCUCUCACAGCAGAGCAGCGACCAGGCACUGAGUAUUCAUUCGCUGUAUUUGUAUGCCUCAACAGCGCCGUUUUUACCGUAAUAGUCGUAGGUCAAAUUUGUAUCUGGAAAGGCAUGAGGGAGAGUCGACGACGCAUUUCAUCAUCACAGAAUCGAGAACGAGAGACGGCUGUUGCAAGGACUCUUUUCUUCGUAGUAGCGACAGACUUUUGUUGUUGGUUUCCCAUUGGUGUCAUGGGAGUUGCAUCAAUGUGUGGGGUAGAAAUCCCGAAUGGAGUGUAUGCCUGGGUGAUGGUGUUCGUGUUGCCUAUCAAUGCCGCCAUCAAUCCGUUUCUGUACACUGCCACAGCUGUGUGGAGGAAACGACAAAGGAUGUUAAAAUCGAUGACAUCAUCGGCACGACAAGGGCGUCUGCUGGCUGCCAAUAUCAAUAUUCAGACGUCAGUCGGCAGAGAUGCUGUGAAUAGUACUGAUAUUCAGACAACGUCAGUCGGCAGAGAUGUUGUGGAUAGUACUGAUAUUCAGACAACGUCAGUCGGCAGAGAUGUUGUGGAUAGUACUGAUAUUCAGACAACGUCAGUCGGCAGAGAUGUGGCCAGUACCGAUAUUCAGACAACGCCAGUCGGCAGAGAUGUUGUGGAUAGUACCGAUAUUCAGACAGCGCCAGUCGGCAGAGAUGUUGUGGCCAGUACCGAUAUUAAAACAACGCCAGUCGGCAGAGAUGUUGUGACCAGUACUGAUAUUCAGACAACGCCAGUCGGUAGAGAUGCUUUGGAUAGUACUGAUAUUCAGACAACGCCAGUCGGCAGAGAUGUUCUGACUAGUUCUAAUGCUCAAACAACGUCAGUCGACAGCGAAACUGCGACAGAAAACACUCAUCGAUAG
Messenger RNA from Ylistrum balloti, 2790 nucleotides. RefSeq names its product G-protein coupled receptor GRL101-like. Bases 1 to 2790 code for a protein of 929 amino acids. Gene Ontology annotation, molecular function: protein binding; G protein-coupled receptor activity. Gene Ontology annotation, biological process: G protein-coupled receptor signaling pathway. The transcript has 4 exons. Lineage: Eukaryota; Metazoa; Mollusca; Bivalvia; Pectinida; Pectinidae. Gene Ontology annotation, cellular component: membrane. The record is from RefSeq and is a predicted model, not a curated record.